This is a messenger RNA of Aspergillus bombycis, 1932 nucleotides long. RefSeq names its product Zn(II)2Cys6 transcription factor. Gene Ontology annotation, biological process: regulation of DNA-templated transcription. The record is from RefSeq and is a predicted model, not a curated record. Bases 1 to 1932 code for a protein of 643 amino acids. NCBI's taxonomy places the organism in Eukaryota, Fungi, Ascomycota, Eurotiomycetes, Eurotiales, Aspergillaceae. The transcript is spliced from 3 exons. Gene Ontology annotation, molecular function: zinc ion binding; DNA-binding transcription factor activity, RNA polymerase II-specific.
AUGGUGGCUCUAGAAGAGAAUCAAAUGGAUUUUAAGAUCGCAGUGCAUUCGAUGGAGGACACAAUGUCAACCAUCUCGAGUCCAGAAGGCCCAGCAACUAUCUCUCAGACGACAGACAAUGGCGCAGCACCGCAGUCUGGGGAUUUUAGAUGCGGUAUUUGCAACAAGACUUACAGCCGACGCGACCUCCGCGACCGACACCGGCGACGGUGCAUCAAAACUGCCGGCCAAGAACGUCUGUCGAAGCGCAAAUCCUGCGAAACAUGCGCGCAAAAGAAGCUCCGUUGCUCUAUGACUCGACCGGCGUGCGCUCGCUGCAUUCAGAUGGGGACUGCAUGCCACUACCCCCCGACGUCCUUGCCUCCUCGGAUCGCUGAUCCUCAAGAUACUCCUCCUACGUCAUCGGCCUCGGUCGCUUCAUCGAGAUCGGGUCAAUCGACACAUUCUCCCAACGCCAUGGGCCGCAAUAUGGUGACGGACACUUCCUCAGCCAUGGCGUUGGACGACGUGCCCCAUUCGGGCACAAAUGGCACUCAUCCGCUGUCCGCGACCGGCCAACAAUGCAAUCCUACACCCAGCCACUUCGACCCGAUGUCUGCAACAGGGUGGAAUCCUUUCGGGACCACAAAUAUGGACUCCAUGGUGCGGGCGUUGGAUGGGUCUCUUUUUAGUCCCGGUGGUUCCUUGCCUUGGGGCGACGACUUCACACCGCUGACUGAUCCCAUGUCUGUCGGCAAUACCUUCGCCGGCGCCAUGGACGAGCCAAGCAACCCAGGAUCAUCGUAUUUCUUGCCCCUUCAUGAAAUCUCCAAGCCAGUAGGAUCGUUAGAGGCUCCCCAGCCAGGUGCCUUGACAGCAAAUUCCUACAACGCCAACUCUCCUUACAAUGUUCCAUCGCUCUCAUCCUCUUCUUCAGAAAGUCACUAUCGGGAUGGUUCCAGUCGCGGGGAGGAGAACGAUGCGGCGCAAGGACUGCUUCGCGGUGACCAUUCCCCGCGAUUGACCCUUGGCUACCAUUUUGUUCCAAAGGUCGGUCCAUUUGCUAUGCGAGAUUACGAUGAAGCCUACCGAGACUUGUUCUCUGUGUUCCGCGAAUAUCCCGGGAUGAUCCUAGAGCGCGAGUUCUGGUCGCCCUUUGUGCACCAUCGUCUGUACCGUUGCUCGAUGGGCGGUAUGGCCGAACCCAUGGGAAUCGCCUUGGCCUGUGUCUCAGCCCAUGCCAGUUCCGUCGAGUCGAGCUAUGGAUUUGUAGAUCGCAUGAUUAACGAAGAACGCGACAAGCUCGUUCGCAACUUCCACAAACAUGUCGACACCCCUGAAACAUGCCUUGCCGCAGUCCAUGCCGUCUGCCUGUACCAGAUUCUGGGCUUCUUUGGAGAUAACUUCUUGCCCGCUGCCAUCGUCCGCCCUCAAGUCCCGAAGGAAGUCAACGACAAGCGCCGCGAAGAAAACGAGCGAGCGGCUGAGUUGCACAGCUCCUUUCUGCUCAAGAUGGCUCGUCGACUGUACAAGAUGCAUCAGGAAAAGCUCUUAACCCACCACAGCGACGAGAACGACUGGAACCGGUGGAAAUAUGCUGAAUCUCUCCGUCGGAACUUCUUCUUCGUUAACAUGAUAAACAUCCUUGGGGCCAGAGCGCGUUUACUCAACGAACAAUACUUUGAGCCUCUCGGCGAUGACAUCGUCCUCCAGCUACCCCUUCCGGCUACCGAGCAUAUGUGGCGCUGUUGCGACGAAGAGGAAUGGGCCAUGGCUCGUGAGCACGCGAUGCACCGGCCGGCCAACAUCCCUCCCGUGCCGCGAACAUUGCGCGAGUUGUUAGAGCAAGACAAGGCAGGGACCUUAGACGCUUCUACGUUAUUACCCAUUACUCGACUGAUUUUCGCGUGUGCCAAGGUUGCCCCGAAGGGUGAUUCGCUUGGUGAUUUAUGA